CUCCCGAAACAAAAACAACAGCAGCCAAUACAAGCACAGCUGCCGAGUCAACAACCAUAGCUGCCGAAACAAUAACAACUUCCAUAACAGCAACUACAUUUGCUGAAACAACAACCUCAGCAUCCGAAACAGCAACUACAGCUCCUAAAACAACAACCGCAGUGGCCAAAACAAUAAUCACAGCUUCUGAGACUACAAGUACAGUGGCUGAGACUACAAUAACACGUGCCAGAAUCACAACCACAGCAGUCUCUCCAACCACAGUAGCUGACUCAACAACCACAGUGACCAAGAUAACGACCAUAGGGGUCGAGACAACAACCAAAGCAGGUGAAACAGCAACCACCGCACCGACACCGACCACACACGUUCCUGCAACAACUACAGCUACUCUAACAUCAUCAACAUCUUCAGCAGCAACAACCAGAGCUACUACAAAGAGAUACGUCAUCUUCAGAUCCCUUCAGAGCAGUUUUACAGAGGACUUGUUGAAUCAAUCAUCUGCAGCCUUCAACAGUCGAUCUUCUUCAAUAAAGGAACAGAUUGAACCUGCUUACAGGCUUGCGUUCCCUUCUGUCUUUGUCUCUCUGGCCGUGGUGGCGUUCAGGCAGGGAUCAGUCAUCAACACCAUGGAACUCCUGUUUUUAAACACAUCCGUUCCUAAUGACACUCAGAUCAAGGAUGUUUUGAUUAGUAUGACUUUAAAAGUCAAGGGCUUUGACAUAGAAAAUUCAACCAUUUCAGUCAGUGACACAUUUGCAGCAACAACUACCACAGUUACCCCAUCAACAACCACACCAGCAAAAACAGCCAUCACACCUGCAGGAACAAAUACCACAGCAGCUCCAACCACUAUGACAACUGAGAAAACAACUACUGCACCUGUUCAAGUUUUUCUGUUUUUACAGUUCUUUGAACCAUAUGUACCUGAACUCAAUGACCCCAGCAGCAGUGUGUACAAAGAUCGCGAAAGACGGGUUAAAGAGACGUGUGAUAGAGUAUACCACCCAAAAUUUCCUUACUACAUUGGUGCCAUUGUGAUUAAGUUCAGUAUUGUUACAGUCCAAACACGAGUGGAUAGAACUGAGGCAAAGGUGGAGCUUGUGUUCAAUCAAACAGCUCCCAAUGCAAAAGUCCCAGAGAACAAUGUCAUUGUUCAAACUUUAAAAGAUGCUAUUCAGAAUUCCAGCAUCAAUUUCACCAUCAUCAUAUUUCCUGAAACAGUAUCAGUAACCUCUGUUCCUGUCAAUGUCACGACUGCUGCACCAGCAACUACCAAUUCCACGAGUGCUGCACCAGCAACUACCAAUUCCACGACUGCUGCACCAACAACUACCAAUUCCAUGACUGCUGCACCAACAACUGCCAGCUCCACUAUGGUUGCAAAUACAGCUUCCCUACCUGCAACUGCUGUAUCUACUGCAUCAACUGCAACUUCGAGUGGUGCACCUCACAAGAUUAGUCCCAGCACUGCUUUCAUCUUGGUGCUGUUGUUAUGGCUUCUACCAAGUCAGCAAUAG
Molecule: messenger RNA, 1520 nt
Organism: Archocentrus centrarchus (flier cichlid)
Lineage: Eukaryota; Metazoa; Chordata; Actinopteri; Cichliformes; Cichlidae
Product: mucin-5AC-like
Exons: 7
Coding region: 630-1520 (296 amino acids)
Source: RefSeq, a predicted model, not a curated record